AUGCCGGAGACCAGCCAGGACGCCCCUAGCAGCCAGGCGCAGCCGCCGGCAGUGCCUUCGGCCGCGCCGCCCAAGGAAUCGCCUUUCUCCAUCAAGAACUUGCUCAAUGGGGACCACCCCAAGGCGCCUUCCAAGCAGACGCGGGCGCUGUUCUCUCCGGCCGCCAAGGGGGCUCUGGAGGGGGCCGGCUUCGCCCUCUCGCAGAUGGGGGACCUCACCUUCCCACGCUUCGAGAUCCCGGCUCAGAGGUUUGCCCUGCCUGCCCACUACCUGGAGCGGUCCCCUGCCUGGUGGUAUCCGUACAGCUUGACUUCCGCGGGAGGGCACCUGCCUAGGCCGGAAGCGUCGGUGGAGAAAUGCCUCCUCCGAGAUUCGUCGCCGGCCUCGGGAGGCACAGACAGGGAUUCCCCGGAGGAGGAGCCCUUGCUGAAGGCCGAGAAGACGCUGGGCUCCAAGAGCCCCGACGAGAUCAUCCUGGAGGAGAGCGACUCGGAGGAGGCCAAGAAGGAGGAGAGCGGCGCCGAGGACUGGCCCAAGCGCGAGCCGGAGACGACGGGCAGCCCGGAGAAGAAGCCGCCCUGCCGCAAGAAGAAGACGCGCACCGUCUUCUCGCGCAGCCAGGUCUUCCAGCUGGAGUCCACCUUCGACCUGAAGCGCUACCUGAGCAGCUCCGAGCGGGCCGGCUUGGCCGCUUCGCUCCACCUGACCGAGACGCAGGUCAAGAUCUGGUUCCAGAACCGGCGCAACAAGUGGAAGCGGCAGUUGGCGGCCGAGCUGGAGGCGGCCAACCUGAGCCACGCCGCCGCUCAGCGCAUCGUCCGGGUGCCCAUCCUCUACCACGAGAGCGCCGGGGCCGACGGGUCCGGGGGCCCGGCCGGGGCCUCGGGGGCUGCGGGGGCGGCCAGCGCGCCGGUCAGCCAGCCCCUGCUCACCUUUCCCCACCCGGUCUACUACUCGCACCCUGUGGUCACCUCGGUGCCGCUUCUGCGGCCCGUCUGA
This is a messenger RNA of Protobothrops mucrosquamatus (brown spotted pit viper), 999 nucleotides long. RefSeq names its product H6 family homeobox 3 (gene HMX3). Gene Ontology annotation, molecular function: DNA-binding transcription factor activity, RNA polymerase II-specific; RNA polymerase II transcription regulatory region sequence-specific DNA binding. Gene Ontology annotation, cellular component: nucleus. The record is from RefSeq and is a predicted model, not a curated record. Lineage: Eukaryota; Metazoa; Chordata; Lepidosauria; Squamata; Viperidae. Gene Ontology annotation, biological process: regulation of transcription by RNA polymerase II. The coding region runs from base 1 to 999 and encodes 332 amino acids. The transcript is spliced from 2 exons.